Lineus longissimus is the source of this 2319-nucleotide messenger RNA. Its product is annotated as neuronal calcium sensor 1-like. The transcript has 9 exons. Lineage: Eukaryota; Metazoa; Nemertea; Pilidiophora; Heteronemertea; Lineidae. Gene Ontology annotation, molecular function: calcium ion binding; calcium sensitive guanylate cyclase activator activity. Bases 396 to 986 code for a protein of 196 amino acids. The record is from RefSeq and is a predicted model, not a curated record.
ACUUCCCGCAUUGGCAUGUACACCUUCUAGCCUCCUCAACUAUCCAGGGAAGUAUCAAAGAGGCUCUUGUUUCUUUAGGAUAACAGUUAAUCUGGAAUGCAAGGGUUUCAACCACCUGAUCCUUCAUGAUGUAUGCCACCUAUUGGGCAUCAAGUGUACUGCAUGCACCAAGCAUCCUCUUUUUCGCUUCCAAUCACAGCAGUACACGUGCGUCGAUAAGCUCCGCGGUGGACUAUUUGCAAUUUGGACUAUAUUGGACUUUUCACGUUUCUUUGGACUAGACUCCCGGACCAGCCUGCCGCUUAUUUUGGACUACAUAAUUUUCUGUGUCUCUCUAUGAUCAAAAGUGAUAUGUUGCUUGGAUUAUAGAAUCACAAUACUGAACCACUGAAAUCAUGGGGAAGAAAAAUAGUAAACUACAACCGGACCAGCUGGAGGAACUUUCAUACAAGACCCACUUUACAGAAGAGGAGCUAGUCCAAUGGCAUAAAGGAUUCAUGAAGGACUGUCCUGAAGGAACCCUCACCGAAGAGGGCUUCAAGAAAAUAUACAAGAACUAUUUCCCAUUCGGGAAUCCUUCAACAUUUGCCUCCAUGGUAUUCCAGAUAUUUGACGAAAAUAAGAAUGGUACAAUAGAAUUUAGCGAGUUCAUCAUGGCUCUCUCUGUGACGACAAGGGGUGAUGUUGAUGAGAAAUUAGAAUGGGCGUUCCGAUUGUAUGACAUGGACAAUGAUGGGUACAUCACCAGACAGGAAAUGUUGCAGAUAGUCAAUGCCAUUUAUGAAAUGGUGGGAUGUGAGGAGGGUAAGCACACCAAGUUACCAGAGGACGAGAACACGCCAGAGAAACGAGUCGACAGAAUAUUUGAUAUCAUGGAUAAGAACAAUGACGACAUGCUGUCAUUCGAAGAGUUCCGAGAAGGUUCAAAGGCCGAUGCAUCCAUUCUCCAAGCUAUGACAAUGUACAAUGGGAUGCAGCUCACGUGAUCCUCACGCCAAAACAUAAACAAUCGAUCUGGAUCCCGGUGUAACAUUUUUGGUUGUUCGGCAUCAGUGUGGCCCGAUGCAGAGAACUUACAAUCGAAACACAGAGAGAAACCUAAUGAGUGACGAUUCGUUUUUAGCACCCCCGGCCUGACGAUGAAGGGAACACUGGGAAAAUGAGACACUCUCAUGUUUACACUGUCUCGCUACUAAGCAAACCUCGGGCCCCGCGAACGACCAUUCGGGAGCUAGGUAUAUACCUGUACGGACGGCAACCUGCUGCAACCACAGUCUGAUUUCAAAAGGAGAAUCUAAGCAUUGACGUUGGUUCACAUUGCUAAAAUCUUCAUUGUGUGUAGUGCCGAAGGAAUGUGAGGAGUGACGCUUAUCGGCAACUUCGUGAAACCUGUCUGGUCCACGUGGCUCAUACUGGUCAUAGCCUCGCUUUAACAAAGCUCAUUUAGGGAUUAUACAUUUGUACACUCGUGUAAAUACUAUCGUCCGAUGGUUCUUGGCCGGGGCCUUCAAAAUAAUCGGGAAACUAUGUAUAUAUCCCGGUAUAUAUACAUCGGAGAGAACGUCCCCACCUCAUUUAGACUGGUAGUGACUCCUAGUGGCAAAGACAGAACACUUGGGGUCACAGACUUUCCAGUUACCUUGACCUCUGUCAAUGUCAGCGCCCAUGGAACCACACCUUUCUUUCAGAGAUGUAAAUAGUGUACUAAUUAGCAUAUAUCGUUCUUCGACCGGUUUUUAUGAUGUAAAGUUCGGUUGUCAUCGUAAAAUAUUCACUUAAAUCAUUGUUAAACCACUCAACAGUUUUUCUCAAACGGCAAAUAGUGCGCGAUUUGGAAGCAAGCGUAGUGACUUGUUACCAACUCAUGGUUGUACAUUUCUGAUUUUAUUUCGUCAUCAUUUUUAUUGAUGUUCACAUAUAUCAUUACAAAAUGUCGGCCGUUUAACUUGGGAUAAAGAAAGCAGUUUUAUCCUGAAUCCCGAUGAUUCAGGUCUGCACACUGCUGGUCUGGCGCAUCGUCUACGAUGUAAGGAAAAUGUGUUGAGGUAAUGAAGAAAAACAUGUUACACACAUAAAAAAUCUUACGCGUGUACAGUGUACUUACACACAAGUUCACCUCGUCUCCGGGUUUUGGGGGGUUAAUCAAUGUAAUAGAACGUUGUGCAUUUCCUGCACGGUAUUCCUGGAGGCGUUGCUUUUUUUCUUUACUCGACCUUUUCUGAGCUGCAGCUGUAAUAACAGUACGAUAUCAGGUUGUUGAACGUUUGCUGUUGUUUCUAUGUUCUUUACCGAUGAAAUAAAGCUCAGGUGGCUUGGAAA